GGAACUUCCACGGAACCGGACGUCUCAAAUUGUCUCAAAGCCAUUCUCGGUCGGCCGGCUAUGUCUAGUAUGUAGUGCAUACUCGUAGGGAACUUGACAUGUUACCUGCGAGUUCGUUGAUUUUCAAAGUUUCUGAUUUAUCACUAGAGUUGCCAAUAAAGAACAGGCUUCGCGGAUCGUAGAAUGUCUGCACCAGUCUGCACCUUGCGUGCUCAUAGACGGCAGUAGUAGCUAAUGGCUGAAGCAGACAGCUCAGUAGUAGUCUAGCGCGGCAGUAAUGGGGAAUUCCUGCGUUUCAUAUUCGUUUUCACGCAAACGAUUGAUCUUGAUAUUGACUUUCGAAUGAGCGGCACCUAGAAAUAUAUUGGGGGGUGCAAUGGUAUCAAUAAUCAAAAACCAAAUCCUGAAGCACUUAUCCAAAUUUGCCAAGAAUCUGUCGCUGGACCAGAUUCAGCUUAGCACACUACGUGGCCAUUGCGAGCUUCAUCAUCUUGAACUUGACGAGCUCCUUUUAGCUGACCUUUUGGAACUGCCGCCUUGGCUUGUGCUUACACGGGCUGUAUGCAAUUAUGUCACCCUCAAGAUUCAAUGGACAAAGCUCAAGUCGGUUCCCAUUCACCUGGUACUUGAUGAGGUGCUGGUGGAGAUGGAGACCAGCAGGGAACCCCGUGCUGCCGGAAAUGCAAGCUACAGUUCCGGAGGCAAAUAUGGCUUUUCUGACAGAGUGGUGGACGGCAUGACUGUGGUUGUUAAUUCUGUUGUGAUGAACCUGCGUUCGGAAGCAUUUGAAGCAUCAUUUCAGCUGUCACGAGUGCUUCUAGAGAGCCGCACACCUCGCUGGGAGAGGGGUGACUUGAGACUCUGUCGCAUCAAGGCAGCUGAACACCUUCUCAUGUUCAAGGUACUGGAAUGGCAGGUGAUGCGUCUCGAAGCGAAGGCUCGAUCUCCUCCUUCUUGCCCUCCACUACGGCUCAUCACCAAUGCCGCCUCAUGCCGGAUGGUAUUCAAAAAGAGGCUCUCUGACUGCAGUUUGGUGGGUGCCCGUCUCCUCCUGGUGUUGGAGGCCCUGCUGUGGGCCUUAACAGAUGCUCAGUUGGUGGCAGCUCUUCAUUUCUGCCAGUCCCUGGCUGAUCUCAACAGAACUUAUAAGACCUCAGUGCCAUCUUCACCCACACGCACUCAACUUCGUGUGGACGAAGCUGCAAUCUUCAGGAACCAUGAUGUGGUGGAAACUUCCUAUCACUUGUUCUGUACACGACUGGACCUGCACCUAUGUGAUGACAUGGAUCCCAAAGAAUCACGCUCUGGGUACACGCCCCUGCAAGGUGGAGGUGCCCUGCACGUAGUACUGGAGAAACUUCUGCUUGACUACUACCCCAUGCACAGGGUUGGAGGCUCGCGACAGCACUGGCCACGCUACACUGAGCCAUCUGCAGAUCGGCGCAUCUGGCUGCAACAGCUGCUAUCCGGAAAGGAUUACUGUGGCUGCCUUCUGGUGCGCUUGGGCUCCUUUGCUGUGCAUGAGGUGUGCAGUGCAGGACGGGGCCGGUUGGGUCCCCGUCGUUGCAUAGCCUCAGAGCAACGACAAGGGGAGGCCCUCCACCUGGAGUGGGGACACUUCUUUGGGCAGCCAAGGCCAUACAUUUUUGCACACUUAGGGCCAACAUUCAUACGGAUUGACUUGCCUACCCUCCUUUGGGCUCAUGCGUUUCUGCAGAGUGUCCGCAAGUGCAUGGGGGAGUGGGGAGGAAGCAACAGCGACUUUGCCGUCAUGGCUGUGCGCAUUGAAGCUCUUCUUCCCAAGGUAUGUCUCUCAGGGGUGUGCGGCUCCGGCAGUCAAGACCCCCUAGGUGCAGCCACAGGGGGAGCGGAAAUACAUCUACGAGCAUCUCGAGUGGUUGCAUCGAAUCUGCGCUUGGGAGAAGCCCACCUUGGGGAGUGCUUGGAGGCGCUCAGUGCUGGGCCGCUUCUCUUUGAGACAUCGAAAUUUCCAUGGCGGCCCCAUGAUCCUAGGCCCAUCUCGGAGUCCCUCUUACACCACUGUUUGGGUUCCACAUGGGACAUUUGGUCUGUGCACCUAAAUCCAUGCUGGGCAGAAUUUGUCCGUGGGAAAAGGCAGUAUCCCUGCUUGGAACCCUUGCCUCUCACUCUGUGGUACUGCCACAUGGACGACUGUCUUCUGCUUCAUGUGCACAGUCCUAUGGUGGUGCAGGUGAGCCACUCAGAAUAUGUGCUGGCUCUGCAUCUAGCUGAAGCCCUGACACAGUUCAUGGAGCAGCUCUUCCAGGAUGCAGAAGCCAUUGCAGCAGGGACACGGCGAGACUCACCCCUGGGCCUCGCAGCCGUGUGGCCCUCUGUGGAAUUAGCCCUUCUCCUGGAUGAUCAUGACUUAGGUGCACAAGAAGGAGAAGAGGCUCAAGACUCUUCCUCCUCAACAUCGUCUCCUCCAGAGCCAGUAAACACAGUAGCCAGGAUGCCACCUGCAGUGCGUCAUGGUAUGAUGCCUCUGACUGUGCCAUCUGCAAUUCCUCAAGGAGCUGGAUCUACCUCUGGCUCGGACGCUGGAGGUGUUAACCACAAGGAAGAGCCACUGGAAGAAGACAGCAGUUCACUCCGUAGCGAGUUCUCUUCAGACUCUGAUCAGCUCCUGGGGUUGGCAGCAUCCAUGGACGAGGUAGAGCUUGGGCAAGAAGUGACAGAGGAGGUUGUUGCAUCAGCCAACUGGGGAGGUACACUACGUAGGGGCCGUGCAAUAGUCCUGCGUUUGCACAAUGCUCAGCUGGCCGGAUGUUCCAGUUCAUCGUCGCUGCUGCUGCUGCUGCAAGGUCAAGCCAUUGAUGUCAUCGAAGAAGGAGGGGAUACGUUGAGAAAUGAUUCUCCAUCUGGAAACAAGUCAGAAGGUCAGCUGAGCAUUCGCCUUGACAGCCAAGGGGGCCAAAAGCUACGAGUACUAGUACAAGGCCUGUCACUACGACUGAGCAGCUCUGCACUAACAGGAUUGGCACAGGUACUGAGGGACGAAGGAACAGGACAUCCCUUGCCACUGCGCCUCCUGUUGCAUGAGCUUUGUCUCGUGAUGCAGGAUGAAGGAAGCGGUGCAGUUUAUGUCCCCCACUGCCUUGUAGACCGUACAAAAGACGGAGAUCUGUAUGUUAUGCCAGUCGCAUGUGGUUCACUACAGGAGUCUGUCGAGCAGCUGCUUUGUGAUAACAUGACUCACAGCCCUGGACGUGAUGUAGCGAGCCUAAUACGUGAAAACGAACGUCUCCGUCAACAAUUGCGGGAGCUCCAUGCUUUGCAGAAAGAGAACCAGUCCUUGCGGCAACAGGUGUCCUCGUGGGGAGGAGGGGAGCGGGAGGUAGCCCUGGAGCUGAAGCUGGCUGAGCAAGGAGAGGAAGCACGACGUCUUGAGGAGGAGAAGGGAGCUCUACUGGCAACCUUACAUCUACUCGAAGAAGAACUUAUUCAAGAGCGGUCCAGGCAGAGGCCUUCGGGCUGUGAUGCCUUCUGUGGUUCCUCUUCAUGAAAAUUGCCCUUCUGUUAGGUGUAAAUAUUGGACAUAAUAAAACCUUCACAGCUGCCUGAAAGCACGACAUCCAGUUGGGUGCUGCAGCAACAAGUCAAGCAGGUCGUUAAGCAGCCUGCUCUUGAACCGUUGAUCAGCAGCUGUGGUUCCACUCAGA
Messenger RNA from Ornithodoros turicata, 3683 nucleotides. RefSeq names its product bridge-like lipid transfer protein family member 3B. Lineage: Eukaryota; Metazoa; Arthropoda; Arachnida; Ixodida; Argasidae. The coding region runs from base 377 to 3526 and encodes 1049 amino acids. The record is from RefSeq and is a predicted model, not a curated record. The transcript has 18 exons.